AUGUUUCAAUAUUUUCAUGAGUUGUGUGAUAUGGGAAACAAGAGAUUGCUUUGUCUGUUGGCAGCACUUGGUGUUAAUUAUUUAUUGUUUCAAUCAAUUUUGGUUCCAUAUGGAAAUGGAAGAGCUCCUUGGUCUUCUGAUUCUUCUGCGUUCAAUUCUAUGAUGAAGAAUGCGAAUAUUCCCAUUAUUGAAGAUGAAAAGAGUAGUUUAGUCUUUGAUGGUGUUUCUAAACUUGGGCUAGAUAGAAAUGGUUUUCACAAUGUUGGUAAAAACAACAGCUUAGAGUUGGAUAAUGUAGGUUCCAAGAAAAGUUUCAUGGCAGUUUUGGCUAAGAACAGUAAGGUGGACUUUCCGGUGAAGCGAUUUUCGGAGACAGAAAGGGGGGUUUCUACAAUUUCUCGGGUGGUAAAAAGUACUACAGUGAAUGUUACUGCGAGAAAGUCGAAGUCCAAUAUGCCUCCUAAGUCAAGAAUGUUAAUACAGGAGAUGAACCAUUUACUACAGCGCCGUCGCGCUUCUUCUCGUGCAAUGAGACCAAGGUGGUCGUCCAAACUUGAUAUGGAAAUUCUUGCUGCAAGGUCGGAGAUCGAGCAUGCUCCUAUCGUAACACGUGAUGCGGAACUUUAUGCUCCGCUUUUUCGCAAUCAUUCUAUGUUCAAAAGGAGCUAUGAACUGAUGGAACGCACGCUCAAAGUGUAUAUAUACAUGGAAGGAAAAAAACCGAUCUUUCAUCAACCUAUACUUAAGGGACUAUAUGCGUCGGAGGGUUGGUUUAUGAUGUUGAUGGAGGAAAAUAAGCAAUUCGUUGUGAAGGAUCCUGCAAAGGCUCACCUAUUCUAUAUGCCCUUUAGUUCACGAAUGUUAGAGUUUUCCGUUUAUGUACGUAACUCUCAUAAUCGGACAAAUCUCCGUCGAUAUUUGAAUGAUUAUACAGAUACAAUUUCAGCAAAAUAUCGUUACUUUAACCGAACUGGCGGCGCUGACCAUUUUCUUGUUGCUUGCCAUGAUUGGGCUCCGUAUGAGACAAGGCAUCAUAUGGAAUACUGCAUAAAAGCGCUAUGCAAUUCUGAUGUAACUCAAGGCUUUAAAAUAGGAAGAGACGUUGCUCUUCCAGAAACUAUGGUCCGGUCGGUACGAAAUCCUCAAAGAGAUAUAGGUGGAAAACCUCCUCAACAAAGAUCCAUUCUUGCCUUUUAUGCUGGAAACAUGCACGGUUAUUUGCGCCCGAUAUUGCUAAAGCACUGGAAAGACAAAGACCCUGAUAUGAAGAUCCUCGGCCCCAUGCCUCAUGGUGUUGCAAACAAAAUGAGUUACAUCCAACACAUGAAGAAUAGCAAAUACUGCAUAUGCCCCAAGGGAUAUGAAGUCAACAGCCCUCGGGUGGUCGAAGCCUUCUUUUACGAGUGCGUACCAGUGAUCAUAUCUGACAAUUUCGUUCCACCGUUUUUCGAGGUUUUAAAUUGGGAUGCGUUCUCAUUAAUACUCGCGGAGAAAGAUAUUCCAAACUUGAAACAGAUACUUCUUUCGGUGCCGGAAGAGAAGUAUCUUAAGUUACAACUUGGUGUCAGAAAAGUUCAGAAACAUUUUCUUUGGCAUACAAAGCCUUUGAAGUAUGAUCUGUUCCACAUGACCCUUCACUCAAUUUGGUAUAAUAGAGUGUUUCAAAUAAAUGUGAGAAAGUAG
This is a messenger RNA of Lathyrus sativus (Indian pea), 1683 nucleotides long. NCBI's taxonomy places the organism in Eukaryota, Viridiplantae, Streptophyta, Magnoliopsida, Fabales, Fabaceae. The record is from the annotation of a GenBank genome assembly.